This is a messenger RNA of Chanos chanos (milkfish), 3670 nucleotides long. It is a transcript of the gene sec24b, whose product is annotated as SEC24 homolog B, COPII coat complex component. The record is from RefSeq and is a predicted model, not a curated record. Gene Ontology annotation, biological process: endoplasmic reticulum to Golgi vesicle-mediated transport; COPII-coated vesicle cargo loading; intracellular protein transport. Gene Ontology annotation, molecular function: zinc ion binding; SNARE binding. Lineage: Eukaryota; Metazoa; Chordata; Actinopteri; Gonorynchiformes; Chanidae. The transcript has 24 exons. The coding region runs from base 72 to 3650 and encodes 1192 amino acids. Gene Ontology annotation, cellular component: COPII vesicle coat; endoplasmic reticulum exit site.
UUGGCGAAGGCGUUACUGGAGCGCUUGACAUUAUAUGGACGUUUUUGUGUGUAUACAAACAGCCACUAAAGAUGUCUGCGCCGGGAUAUACAAAUCUGAACUCUUCGGUUAAUUACAGCCUGAACGGUGGAGCGACUCCUUCCUAUCAAAAUGGUCCUGGGCAGCCUUACCCAGCCAUGUACCCUUCUUCGAGCUAUUACAGCUCUACCCCACAACAGGCCUAUCCAGCUGCCCCAGGGCACAAAGCCUCAGUGGUGAACAAUGACCACAUGUCCAAUUACUACCACAACAGCAACCAGCCUCCACCAGCUGGCCCUGGGUCAGGUCCUUCUCCAUAUGGACCUUCUUCUACUUCACACCCCCCUACCCAGCCGUAUGGCACGACUGCCCCAUCUUCCUCAGGAGCCUCCCAGCCUCCUUCAGCUUUUCAGCAUCCUGCUCUGUAUUCCAUGCCAACAGCAUACUAUGGACAGCAUUACCCAACAUCUCACCCCCAGUCCCUACCUCUGUCUCAACCCCCCCAGCCAAAUUUAGUGUCUGUGUCCAGCGGCACCAGCAUGAAUGCUCCACUUUACCCCAUCGUAUCCUACCCAUCAGCGCCCGGGAGCAGUCAGUAUGGAACUCUGCGGUCUUCACAAAUGUCCUCUGGACAGCCACCUGUUUCCACAGUGAUGGCACCGCCCUCCUCUGGCACAGAGCAGCAGUUUGUUCAGGGGAAUGGGUCAUCCAUUCCUGCGUCAGUCACACCAGCUCAUCAGAGUUACGCAGACCCACUCCUCAGCCAGACCGCUGCAGUCAACGGCCAGGCAAACGCAGUGCCUCAGCACUAUGAGCAUAGCCUCCAUACCCCCAUGACCCAGCACUACGGUGGGCCUCCCCCCACAUCACAGGGCCCUGAUGGGGACAGGCCACCUUCAGGGACUUCCACCUCUGUGCAUUCCUCACCAGGUCACCAGCAAGGCCUGCAGUAUGGUGGAUAUAUUGCUAAUAGUGGAGUUAGCUCCUCUGCAGCGACAGCCAGAGAUCAUUCCUCAUCCAGCUCUGAUGCUGAUGAAGAGGAUGAGGAGGAUGAGGAAGCAGGUGCAGACAGCUCUUCCUCGACCACAGGCAGUGCAUCUCCAGUACCCAACAGCUAUGAGUCUCUGGAGGGGGGGAGCUACCCAGACUCCUCCAUUCCACCUCCUGCUGACCCCUCUAAACGAGCUCCACCGUUUGGCUACAGUUACCCAUCCAUGCAGCCUGGCUAUCAGCAGGGCUCUUCCUCUCGUCCAGACUCCUCCCCCUCUCACAGAGGGUACAACCCCCCAGGCUACCAGGCCCAGUACUCACAGCCCUUCCCCAGUCUGUCCCAGCUGUCUGCAGCACUGGGGGGGUUGAGCGGUGUACCUGAGCUGGAGGUGGAUGCACUGCGGCCAGUCAAUCUGAUCCAGGAGAGGAACCUUCUCCCCCCAACACACACUGCAUCACCAGAGCCAAACCUCAGCACUGAGCUCAAGAAGGUCAACUGUAGCCCAGAUACCUUCAGGUGUACUCUCACUAGUAUUCCCCAGACUCAGGCUCUGCUGAAUAAAGCCCGUCUCCCGCUGGGUUUACUGCUCCAUCCCUUCAGGGACCUGACACAAUUACCCGUCAUCACGUCAAACACCAUCGUGCGCUGUCGAUCCUGUCGGACAUACAUCAACCCGUUUGUGUCUUUCCUGGACCAGAGGAGGUGGAAAUGUAAUCUGUGUUACAGAGUGAAUGACGUUCCUGAUGAGUUUAUGUACAAUCCAGUUACUCGUUCCUAUGGAGAACCUCAUAAGAGACCUGAGAUCCAGAACUCCACUGUAGAGUUUAUCGCUUCUUCUGAUUACAUGCUGCGCCCACCCCAGCCAGCAGCUUAUCUGUUUGUGUUGGAUGUAUCCCAUAAUGCAAUUGAAGCCGGCUAUCUGAACGUGUUUUGUCAGUCACUGCUGGAAAACCUUGAUAAGUUACCAGGGGAUACACGGACCAAGAUUGGUUUUCUGACGUUCGACAGCACUAUUCAUUUCUAUAACCUGCAGGAGGGGCUGUCCCAGCCACAGAUGCUUGUGGUCUCAGAUAUAGACGAUGUGUUCAUUCCCACGCAUGACAGUUUGCUGGUGAAUCUAAAAGAGAGUAAAGAGCUGGUGAAGGAGCUGUUGACAGCAUUGCCAAGAAUGUUCACAAACACCAGAGAGACUCACAGCGCACUGGGCCCCGCACUUCAGGCCGCGUUUAAACUCAUGUCCCCCACCGGAGGCCGCGUGUCUGUGUUCCAAACCCAGUUACCCACGCUAGGAGCUGGACUGCUGCAUUCACGGGAGGAUCCCAACCAGAGAUCUAGCACCAAGGGUGUUCAGCAUUUGGGUCCAGCCACAGAUUUCUAUAAGAAGCUAGCUCUGGACUGCUCCGGGCAGCAGAUUGGAGUGGACCUGUUUCUCCUGAGCUCGCAGUACUCUGACUUGGCAUCUUUAGCCUGUGUGUCCAAGUACUCAGCUGGAAGCAUCUUCUACUACCCAACAUUCCACCACAUCCAUAACCCUGCCCAACGACAGAAGUUCCAGAAGGAUCUCCAGAGGUACCUGACCAGGAAGAUUGGCUUUGAGGCUGUCAUGAGAAUCAGAUGUACCAAAGGGUUGUCCAUCCACACAUUCCAUGGGAACUUCUUUGUGCGCUCCACUGAUUUGCUCUCCCUGGCGAAUGUUAACCCGGACUCAGGCUUUGCUGUGCAGGUGUCUAUAGAGGAGAGCUUAGCAGACACAUCACUAGCCUGUUUCCAGGCCGCCCUGCUGUACACAUCCAGCAAAGGUAAGCGGCGAAUCAGAGUGCACACGCUUUGUCUGCCGGUGGUCAGUCAGCUCAGUGAUGUGUUUGCUGGAGCCGACGUUGAAGCGAUCACCUGCCUCCUCGCUAAUAUGGCCAUCGACCGGUCCAUAUCCUCCAGUCUGACGGAUGCUCGGGAUGCACUGGUGAACGCAGUGGUAGAUUCCUUAUCCGCAUAUCGUGCUAACGGCUCAAGCCUGCAGCCAGUUGGUGUCAUCGCACCUGCAUCUCUCCGCCUGUUCCCCCUCUACGUACUUGCUCUGCUCAAACAGAAAGCUUUGCGGACAGGAACAAGUACUCGUUUGGACGAUCGCGUGUUUGCUAUGUGUGAGUUUAAGAGCCAGCCACUGAAACACAUGAUGCGCAUGGUACAUCCAGACCUCUACCGCAUCGACAACCUGUCUGAACAGGGGGCACUGCACCUGAAUGACUGUGUGAUUCCACAACCUCCUCUACUCCAGCUCUCAGCCGAGAAACUCACAAGAGAAGGCGCCUUUCUCAUGGACUGUGGCAGUGUGAUGUACCUGUGGGUGGGGAAAUGCUGCAGUGAGAUAUUCAUUCGAGAUGUGCUGGGAUAUCCCAACUAUGCCUCCAUCCCUCCCAACAUGACGGAGAUUCCAGAGCUGGAAACCCAGAGUUCCCAGAGGACGCGAGCGUUCCUGUCAUGGUUACAGGAGUCUAGAACAUUCUUUCCUUGUUUCUACGUCCUCAAGGAUGAUCCCUCAACCAAGACUAGCUUUUUCCAGCAUCUGGUGGAGGACCGCACAGAAUCUGCCCAGUCCUACUAUGAGUUCCUGCUACACAUCCAGCAGCAAAUAUGCCAUUAGAGUUACGAGGGAGACAGCAA